UUUUGAAGCACACUCUCUUCAUAAAUGAAUCAAUUACUCUCCCUACAUAAUUUAUUUUAUAAAACACUGCUGAAAUAUGUAUUCUAGAUGCUUCGACCUUUCCAAACAUAUAUAGUUUGUCAUGAUUCAACAAACAUUUACAUCCAAAAUAGUAAAGUAAACCUAGGUGUUCCUCUACGACAGUUAAGUGGUUAAACUAUUUCUAUGGCGCACAAGGUGAUGUCACAGUAAAAGUGACGCUAAUGGAACUGUAAGCAUGUGUGAUUAUUUCGUCACUGUAAGAGGGCUAUAUAAGACCGCGCGAAUUCCAGAAAAUUUGUGGGUUUAAAGUUAGGAGAUUUUGGUUGACGUUGCUGUUGCUCUUCAUUGCUAUUUCGUUGUAUUUCGUUUUUUAGUUUAAUUUGUGUGUUUUGCGUGUUUUUGUUUUGUUUUGAGCGUGUGUUAGUUUGAUUUUGGUGUGUGUUCGUGUGUUUGUUUUUUAUUUCUUUUUUUCUCAAUGAUUUAUAGACGGCCAAAAAAGCCCUCUGCGGUUAGCCGGCCAUUCCGGCUAAUCGCGCGGGUUUUUUUGGCCAUGUACAAUUGGCUGGUCUCUUUCUUGGGACGCCAGCCUAGCGGUCAACCGAAGGUCCACCGCGGACAAUACAGCAGGCGUUCUCGGAUGCCAGCUGUGGAGUCCGCGGUGAUGCCGGUUCACCGUAUUUCGGACACCGCGAGAGAGACCUGUCCAGUGUUUCAAGCCCAGAAACUUGUUUCAAAGUUUUCUGCGGCAUCAAACGAAGGCGGUCUCAGUAAAGGACCUUCUAUGAGCUAUCCAGGAUCCCUGGGACUAACUCCUCACAAGCGUCCCACUUGUGCUUCACAGCCAAGUGGGACAAAGCUAGUUGAGGAGUUCCCUCCAGGAGGUCUGUUGGAGGCUCAAGAAGGUUCUGUGUCCCGCGGUUUGUCCAGGGGAGUCUGUUUUGGACAGCCCAAUGGGCGAAGGUCAGGCCCGGGCAGGAUUCCGUCUGCGAAAAUCUCGCAGACUGUUACUGUGACAUGUGAGGAGGUGGAUGCGAGCUUUAGGCAAUCUAAUGCUCCAUCAGUACGCCCCCUCAUAUGUCCGGUACCUGCCCGGGUUACCAGACGACCCAUGGCCGCUCGUCCGCCGGUCCGGUCCUCAGAGGACAUCUGUUCAGCUCAGCCUGACACUGGGUCCGUGGGUGCGACUGGCAGAGGGCCGCCAGAGGGCCGGCAGAGGGCAGGUCCCGGUCCCGCCCGCUCCUCUGGCGGUCGCGCCCGCUCCUCUGGGGGUUGCUCCUGCUCCUCUGGGGGCCGCACCCGCUCCUCUGGGGGUCGCGCCCGCUCCUCUGGGGGUCCCGCCCCUCAGCCGGUCGUGCCGUCGGCCGGUCCACAGCGGGUGCUGCCGUCGGCCGUUCCUUUGCCUGUCCUGCCGACGGCCGCUCCGUUGCUGGUCCUGCCGACGGCAACUGCUGAGCAGGUCCAGAACUCAGAGGACAUCUGUUCAGCUCAGCCUGAGGCUGGGUCCGCGGGUGCGACUGGCAGAGGGCCGCCAGAGGGCCGGCAGGGGGCAGGUCCCGGUCCCGCCCGCUCCUCUGGCGGUCGCGCUCGCUCAUCUGGGGGUUGCUCCUCCUCCUCUGGGGGCCGCACCCGCUCUUCUGGGGGUCGCGCCCGCUCCUCUGGGGGUCCCGCCUCUCAGCCGGUCGUGCUGUCGGCCAGUCCACAGCGGGUGCUGCCGUCGGCCGUUCCUUUGCCUGUCCUGCCGACGGCCGCUCCGUUGCUGGUCCUGCCGACGGCAACUGCUGAGCAGGUCCAGAACUCAGAGGACAUCUGUUCAGCGGAGCCUGAGACUGUGGCCGCGGGUGCGACCGGCAGAGGGCCGGCAGAGGGCCAGCAGAGGGCAGGUUCCGGUUGCGCCCGCUCCUCUGGCGGUCGCGCCCGCUCCUCUGGCGGUCGCGCCCGCUCCUCUGGGGGCCGCAACCGCUCCUCUGGGGGUCCCGCCCCUCAGCCGGUCGUGCCGUCGGCCGGUCUUCAGCGGAUGCUGCCGUCGGCCGGUCCUUUGGCGGUCCUGCCGACGGCCGCUCCGUUGAUGGUCCUGCCGACGGCAACUGCUGAGCAGGUCCAGAACUCAGAGGACAUCUCUCAGCCUGAGACUGGGUCUGUGGGUGCAACUGGCAGAGGGCCGCCAGAGGGCCGGCAGAGGGCAGGUCCCGGACGCUCCCGCUCCUCUAGCGGUCGCGCCCGCUCCUUUGGUGGUCGCGCCCGCUCCUUUGGUGGUCGCGCCCGCUUCUCUGGGGUCCGCGGCCUCUCCUCUGGGGGCCACGCCCGCUCCUCUGGGGGUCCCGCCCCUCUGCGGUGUCUGCUGAUGGCCGGACCGUUGCCGGUUAUCUUCCCGCCAUGGACCAAUCAGGUCUUAACGUGGCCCGGUCCUCUGCCGGUUCCACCGUGGGCUGCUCCGGCCACUUCCGGCCACAUCAUCUGUACUUCAGUAGCUCAACCUUCCUCUCCACAAGUGCAGCCAGCACGUGCGUCCCUCAAGCGCCGUGCUGCUGCCAUGUCACAGCCACACACAAUUGAUGAGGGGGAGGUUGAGGCAAAAAAAGCCAGAAGGACUGUAGCUCAGCCUUCAACCUCAGUCUCAGAGCAAAAAAAGAAAAAGAAAAGGGAGAAGCGAAGGCUGCAAAGACAGCGAAGACGGGCGGCAAAGGCAGCUCAGUAA
Misgurnus anguillicaudatus (oriental weatherfish) is the source of this 2716-nucleotide messenger RNA. Lineage: Eukaryota; Metazoa; Chordata; Actinopteri; Cypriniformes; Cobitidae. The record is from RefSeq and is a predicted model, not a curated record.